This is a messenger RNA of Baudoinia panamericana UAMH 10762, 750 nucleotides long. RefSeq lists its product as uncharacterized. Bases 210 to 419 code for a protein of 69 amino acids. Lineage: Eukaryota; Fungi; Ascomycota; Dothideomycetes; Mycosphaerellales; Teratosphaeriaceae. The record is from RefSeq and is a predicted model, not a curated record. The transcript has a single exon.
AUGGUCAGUGAUUUGGAUUCUUGCAGUAACGUCGCCUACAGCCGGUGACCUUAGCUACUCAGCUUCGACACAUGUGCGCUCUAUGAGCUGUGCUCUGCAUUAUACCGAGACUACGUCGCCACGAGAACACGAGCCCCGCACCUGUAGAUAAAUCGACAGGCUCCUUUGAAGCGUGAAGCGCCAGCGAAGGUUCUCGGGUUUAGAGCCACAUGCAACACACACCCGUGCACUGGAGCUUUUGCUUGCUCUGCGAGCGCGUACAUCGGUCUGACAAGUCGAGGAAGGAGCAGCCAUCUUAUCCUCCUACCUCUCACCGCUACUCCACGCACUGGAUUCGUCUUGGAGCGCGAAAGUCGUACUUCGACCCCAGGACCGACGUGCAUCGUCGCAAGCGGAAAGCAUUGCUCAAAGUGCCCUAAUGUGGCUACGUGCGUGGUCAACAUUACAGCCCUUAGGACUCCAAGUCAAGAAUUACUUGGUGGGUUCUAAUAAGUCACUGCGUUGUUGUGGCCGGAAGGGCACAUUCCUUGCUAUGCGCGGCUAACUCUGUCACCAGGUACAGAACCUAAGAUGUUUAUAUGCUGAUGUCGUGUGCAUGGGACUCGGAAGCUCACAAGCUUUGACCUGUGGUUGGCAGAUCCUCGACGUCACGUGUUAUACGGCUGUUGCCGACUGCCCGCACUUUGUACGGCCAUGAUGUCUUCUACCAAGCUUCCUGAUAAUAUCCUCGCAGAUACGCCGUAUCAAUUU